Messenger RNA from Glycine soja, 2992 nucleotides. Its product is annotated as probable methyltransferase PMT14. The record is from RefSeq and is a predicted model, not a curated record. Bases 790 to 2631 code for a protein of 613 amino acids. Lineage: Eukaryota; Viridiplantae; Streptophyta; Magnoliopsida; Fabales; Fabaceae. Gene Ontology annotation, cellular component: trans-Golgi network; endosome; cytoplasm. Gene Ontology annotation, molecular function: methyltransferase activity. The transcript has 7 exons.
UUACACAGAAGAAAAAAAGAAGAAAAAACAAUCAACAUCCUUUAUCAUUACCUGAAUGACUUUCAUAGAUCUAAAGAUUUUUUAUACAAAAAAAUUAUGUUGGGAGCGGUUUUGGUCCUCGCAGGGGGUGUGCUCGGAGAAGGUGGACGCGCAGGGGAGGUGGUAGGCGGCGAAGUCGAGAUUGGUGGAUAAUUGGGUUGUGGCGGUGGCAGUGACGGUGGUGGUGUUGGUUUUGGGGUGGAAGCAUAGGGAUGAGGCGCCUUAGGUUGCGGAGGGUGAAGAGAUCUGAGUAUAAACUCCGACAUCGUCGACGGCAAAUCCGGCACCGCCAAGAAAGAGAAAAAAAUAGGAGGAGAAAAUAGAAAAUAAGAAAUAAAAUAAAAUUAUAACAUUAUUAUUUUGUGCUUUAUGAUCAGCUUAAAUCCAAAUCAUCUGCGCCCUUCAUUUAAAUAUGAAUAAAUCUAAACGGCAAUCGUUUCUCGAAACUCAUGUUCGCACCGUGAAUACCUAUUUUAUGGGUCGUACUCGAAAAGUCGUCUUGUUUACCUUACCCUUACCUCUGUCGGCAAUAUAAAGGAUAAAAAAUGAUGUAAUCCGACUGUCCAAAGUCAUCAUCUUUUCUGUUCCCCUUCCCGUUACUACUAGUCACUUUCCAACUUUGUUCCACUGAAAAACACACUUACAAAUAUAGUGCUAACUUUCUCUCUCUCACUCACUCACCUUGCUGCUUUGAUUUGGAUCUUGAAGUGUACACUGCCAUAGGUUUGAGAGGGUACUGCCAUCCAAUUAAUGGGUUCUAAAACUAAUGCAUCGGGCUAUAGAGCACGAAGGCCACUGUCAAUAUUUGCUGUGCUUGGUCUGUGCUGUUUCUUUUAUCUUUUGGGAGCAUGGCAAAGAAGUGGAUCUGGGAAGGCAGAUAAACUUGCAUUGAAAGUUAAUAACCUGAUGACAGGCUGCACUGUUUUACCCAAUUUGAGUUUUGAAUCCCAUCACAGUGAUGUAGAAAUUGUCAGACCUGAUGUGCUAAAAGCUAAAGCAUUCAAGCCGUGUGACAUGAAAUAUACUGAUUAUACACCUUGCCAAGAGCAAGACCAAGCAAUGAAAUUCCCAAGAGAGAAUAUGAUCUAUAGGGAAAGACAUUGUCCCGCUGAAAAGGAAAAAUUGCACUGCCUCAUUCCAGCCCCUGAAGGGUACACGACUCCUUUUCCAUGGCCUAAAAGCCGUGAUUAUGCCUACUAUGCUAAUGUUCCUUACAAGAGCUUGACAGUGGAGAAGGCUGUUCAAAACUGGGUGCAAUUCCAGGGAAAUGUGUUCAAAUUUCCAGGUGGAGGGACCAUGUUCCCUCAAGGAGCAGAUGCAUAUAUUGAUGAACUUGCAUCAGUUAUUCCAAUUGCAGAUGGUUCUGUCAGAACAGCACUGGACACUGGUUGUGGGGUUGCAAGCUGGGGAGCCUACUUGCUAAAGAGAAAUGUCCUGGCUAUGUCCUUUGCUCCGAAGGACAACCAUGAAGCACAAGUUCAGUUUGCUCUAGAACGAGGGGUACCUGCUGUUAUUGGUGUUCUUGGCACCAUCCGCCUUCCAUACCCAUCAAGAGCAUUCGAUAUGGCCCAGUGUUCUCGAUGUCUGAUACCAUGGACUUCAAAUGAGGGAAUGUAUCUAAUGGAAGUUGACCGAGUCUUAAGGCCUGGUGGAUACUGGAUUUUGUCUGGGCCCCCAAUUAAUUGGAAAACAUACUACCAAACAUGGAAGCGGUCCAAGGAAGAUCUGAAGGCAGAACAGACAAAACUUGAGGAGUUAGCUGAAAGUCUUUGUUGGGAAAAGAAGUACGAAAAGGGUGAUAUUGCUAUUUGGAGAAAGAAAAUAAAUGAUAAAUCCUGCAAAAGAAAGUCUCCCAAUUCAUGUGAUUUAGAUAAUGCUGAUGAUGUAUGGUACCAAAAAAUGGAGGUCUGCAAAACCCCUUUACCUGAGGUAACCAGCAAAACUGAAGUUGCUGGAGGGGAGUUACAGAAGUUUCCAGCUAGGCUUUUUGCAGUCCCUCCUCGAAUAGCCCAGGGCAUUAUUCCAGGGGUUACGGCUGAAUCUUAUCAAGAGGACAACAAAUUAUGGAAAAAGCAUGUUAACGCUUACAAAAGAAUGAAUAAAUUGAUUGGCACUACCAGAUAUCGGAAUGUGAUGGACAUGAAUGCAGGCCUUGGAGGAUUUGCAGCUGUGCUUGAAUCACAAAAGUCUUGGGUGAUGAAUGUUGUGCCUACAAUUGCUGAGAACACUUUGGGUGUUGUCUAUGAGAGAGGUCUGAUCGGCAUUUAUCAUGACUGGUGCGAAGGCUUUUCAACAUAUCCAAGGACAUAUGAUCUUAUUCAUGCUAAUGGUUUAUUCAGCUUGUACCAGGACAAGUGCAACCUAGAAGACAUCCUUCUAGAGAUGGAUCGCAUCCUAAGGCCUGAAGGAGCAAUCAUCAUCCGGGACGAAGUUGAUGUUCUUAACAAGGUUAAGAAAAUUGUCAGGGGCAUGAGAUGGGAAGCCAAACUGGUGGAUCAUGAGGAUGGCCCUCUUGUGCCUGAGAAGAUAUUGGUUGCUGUCAAAGUGUAUUGGGUUGGCACCAGCAAAAACAAAACAUCCACUGAGGAAUAAAACCACUGUUAUUCAGGUGUAACAUCUUAUACUUCAGCCCGCAGUAACAUCGAAGGUUUCUAAAUCCAACCCAAAGAAGGAAUGGUGGGAAAAAAAUUAUGAAUAAUGAGAAGAGAAAAAAGAUUGUAGAGCAAAGUAAAAGCAAAGAUUGGUAUGGUAAAUUCGAGUUUAUUCUACGUCUGCCUUACACCAAGUGUAGAAUUAUAGAUAAAAUAGGUUCCGAGUAGUCUUAAAUUAAUUUUGGAGGAUAUGGAUCAGCAAGUUUAGCUCCCUUAAUAAUUUAAGCCCUAGAUGUUGUGUUGAUGCCCAGAAAUGAAUAUUUGAAGUUAGAAAAUUGAAAUAUUGCAAUUUUAUUUAUUCU